AUUGGAUUUAAUUCCAUUCCUUCCGACCUCAAAAGGGUUAAUCGAAUCCAUCCAUGGCGAUGCUUAUCUUAAAUCUCUCCCCCAAAACCCUCUAUUCUUCCUUCUUCCCAUCGCCAUUUCCCUCUCUCUCAAACCCUACCCAAAUCAAUUUCACCGCCACUCUUCCACGGCGACGACGACGCAUCCUCACCGUCCGAUCCACCGGCGACAACAACAACAGUAACUCCGCCGACGGCCCCGACCGCCUCAUCUCCGCCAUCUGCUACUUCUACCCCUUCUUCGACGGCGUCCAGUAUGGCAAGUACGUUAUCACUCAAUACGCUCCCUUUCAGGUUCUGAUUCAGCCCUUGGUUCCGGCCAUUCGAGUUUUCAAGAGCUUUCCAUUGAAUAGUUUUUUGGUGUUUUUGACUCUUUACUUCGUCGUGGUUAGAAACCCUAAUUUCAGUCGCUAUGUUAGGUUCAAUAUUAUGCAAGCCAUUGUUCUUGAUGUGCUUUUGAUUUUUCCUGAUCUUUUGGAGAGGAGCUUUAAUCCUAGAGGGGGAUUAGGGUUGGAUUUGGUCAUGAGUUUGGAUAGUACCGUGUUUCUUUUUCUUUUGAUUUGUUUGAUUUAUGGGUCUUCUUCUUGCUUGUUGGGCCAGAUCCCUAGAUUGCCCAUUGUUGCUGAUGCUGCUGAUAGGCAAGUUAUGUGAAUUCUUCUUCACUUCUUUGAAAAUGGAUGAGUUUAAUUAUGCUUCUGCUAUUCUUCUUGCUGAUUUGUUGGGGGAAAUUUGGGUGGAUUUCUGAAAUUUCUCCUUUGGGGGAACUAGUUGUACAUUAGUUAUCUGUUUCAAUACACUUAUAGGAUGAAAUUAUUAAAGAAAAUCAAAGUUAGAAAUGAUCUUCAAUGUUCAA
Messenger RNA from Benincasa hispida (wax gourd), 891 nucleotides. RefSeq names its product TIC 20-v-like protein (gene TIC20-V). Lineage: Eukaryota; Viridiplantae; Streptophyta; Magnoliopsida; Cucurbitales; Cucurbitaceae. The record is from RefSeq and is a predicted model, not a curated record.